Messenger RNA from Parnassius apollo (apollo), 1668 nucleotides. The record is from the annotation of a GenBank genome assembly. Lineage: Eukaryota; Metazoa; Arthropoda; Insecta; Lepidoptera; Papilionidae.
AUGGUAAGUGGAACGGGUCCAGCACCGAAUCAGGCCGACACUGUAGCAUUCUGGCGCGGCCUGUGGUCAGAGCCCGUAAACCACAGCGAGGGCCCUUGGACGGAAGUUGUGGCGAGUCAGUGUGCGGGUAUUACGCCCAUGGACCCCGUCAUCAUAACGCCGGAUGACGUAGCUGAGGCGGUCCGUAGGGCCCCGAACUGGAAAAGUCCGGGGCUUGACGGGCUGCAUCACUACCGGCUGAAGGGGUUCAUGAUAGGUAUCACAGACAACGAAGAAUCAGAUACAGAAAAUUUAGAUUUAAAUGCUGAAAACCACACAACAAAUGAAAAUGAAAAUUUACAUUGGGAAAAGAUAAUUGCCAUAGAUGAAAUGUUUGCUAAAGCUUUAGAAUAUUUUGCUAAUACAAACCCAACAGAAAGACAGUUUAUACCAAAGCAGAGGUCAUCAAAGAAAUUGAGUAAAAUAGUUGACUAUGUAAACAAUAUUUUAUUGCCACAAUAUAUCAACAGCGAAAUUGAAUUUAAAACUUUUCAGAAUUUAGUGUACUGUGCAGAAUGGACUUCAGCUAAGCUCAACGGAGCUAAAAUUGAAAUAGCUAUACAAGUUGAUAAUCCGUUAGGACCUGAGAAACCAAAGAAAUAUAAUAAGCCAAAAUGGGAACAAAGAUUAGAAAACAAAGAAGAAAAAAAACUUAGUCAUCUUUUGUAUAUGGACGAUCUAAAACUAUAUGCUACUACUCAAGAUGAAUUGGAUCAAUUAGUUAUAUUAACGGAAAAAUUUUCACGAGAUAUAGGAAUGGAAUUUGGUAUUGAUAAGUGCAACAUUAAUUCAGUAAGAGCUGGACAGUAUUAUGAACAUAACUAUCAGUUGCAAACAGGACAGCAAAUCAAAUCUUUAGAGGAAAAUGGAGUGUAUAAGGCGAAAGGGGGAGAAACUGGAGGUUUUGCGUAUUGGGCAAGGAUGCAUCGACUUUUUGCUGAGCUGGAGCCAUCUGUAACCGUCACCGAGCAAAACCUGGCAGACCGAGUUCGGUAUAUCUUGCGCUCAAAUACAUUUGAUGUUACCGAACUCGAACGGCUACGACGUGAGGCUGUUCCUUCAUCGGGUGAAAAUGCUGCGGCUGAGGAUGCAGCGCCACAACUUACUGAGCAAACGGCAAAUGUAGAUGCCGCCGUGAACACGCCAGUUGUGGUUGAUUCAGACGAUGAUGGAACAGUCGCCCAGGAACUGGAACUAGAGCAAAUGGGGAGUACAUUGGAGGAGGCGAUUGUGGAAACGCGCAGUACGCCUCUCGAAAAUCGACCGCGACUUCCCCGCUUAGCCCUAAGCAAACGGAAUCGGGCUGUCGUGAGGGCUCUGAACCCAAUGCUGGUUACCUAUUUGGAAGCCAGCCAGGACCUUUGCGAGACGGACUCAAUUCUUUUUGGCGCCGCACUGGCAGUCUGCCGUAUUAUAGGCGCCAAACUUUCCACGGCUGGACGCGCUACUGGACAAAGUAGUGCUAUCCCAGCCUGGAGAAUAAGAAUUGAAGAACGUAUCGCAAAGGCUAGGGCCCUCAUCGGCAGACUGAUAUGCUUCAGGUCAGGCAAUACCAGGCCAAGGAUUGUGCGCACCGCAGGAUGGCGUUUGCUGGGACAAAUAAAUAAAAAUGAUGUAUACUUGGAGUAA